GAAGUAAAGUUUUGUCAUUUUUGUCAAAAGUCAAAAGAGUAUUUCAGAAAUCAGCAUUUUCUAAUUUAAGUGCCGGUUAGAAGUAAACAAUGGAGGGUUUUAUUGAAGUUAAUGAAAUAUCCGAUUUUGUAUCAUACAUACGUAGUAUUGAAUGGCGCGAUCCAUGGCUCAUAGCGCUUCUGUCUUUUCACAUCUUGGUCACAUUUACAUGCUUUUCAACACGGAAUUAUGGAAAUUUUCAAGUUAUUCUAUUCAUAACAUUAUUACUAUUGGUGUAUUUCUCGGAGAAUAUAAACGAAGUGGCUGCAAGGAAUUGGACAUUGUUCUCCCGACAGCAGUACUUUGACAGCAAGGGCCUCUUCAUUUCAGUCGUGUUCUCAAUCCCAAUACUGCUCAACUGUAUGAUAAUGGUGGGAUCAUGGCUGUAUCAAUCAACACAAAUCAUGACUAACUUAAAAAAGGCACAGUUACGACAACGUCUCAAAGAAUUGAAUAUGCACAGGGAACAGCAACAGAAAAUGAUGAAGACAGAGUAAGAUACGUCAAUUACAAAUUAAAAUACAGUCGAACCAGGAUAAGCGAGAGUGCAUGGUACCGUGAUAUAUUUCUCGCGUAUAGAGGUUUCUCUUUUAUGAAGGUCGUCCGUCGGGACCGGAUAACUCUCGUUUAUAUAGGUUUCUCGUUCAUCCAGGUUCGACUAUAUGCAAACCAUACCGCUCGGUAAAUUGUGAUAUGCAACGCAAAUUUCCUGAUAAUAAUAACGAUGCCUUUACAAAAAUAAUUCGUGUUUAGAUUGUAAUGAACAGGUUUUGUGUAAAUCUUGCCAAUAGAUGUCCGAUUUAAAAACAAUACGUAUUAUGUGUCCCGUUGAAUGGCAAGUGGCUAUUGUAAUCUAAAAUUGUACGCAUUAAAUUAACUUUGUAUUUAAUUAACAGUUUAAAGGUGGUUAUCUGAAUGUAAUAUUAUCGUACUGACUUGCUUUUUGUGUAAAACAUACCUUAAUUAAUAGACUCGACUGACUGUCGUAUUGGAAAAUUUAUGGAUAUAGAGUAAAUUGCUAUAAAUUAUAUUAACAAUCCUUGUAGACAACUUAUAAGUAGCAUCAAAGACAUUUUUGAGUUAUCCGUAAUGUCAAAAAACCGGAAGAA
Molecule: messenger RNA, 1148 nt
Organism: Papilio xuthus (Asian swallowtail)
Lineage: Eukaryota; Metazoa; Arthropoda; Insecta; Lepidoptera; Papilionidae
Gene: Tmem18
Product: transmembrane protein 18
Exons: 4
Coding region: 90-536 (148 amino acids)
Source: RefSeq, a predicted model, not a curated record